GCCAUUGUCAGCGGAAGGUUUCAUCAUCAUCACCUGCGAUGUUGUAAACUGCCAUCUUGAAGACAGACACACAAAAAUCGGUUAUAACGUGUACGAUUGAGCCCAAAUAAUUGCAGCAUCCAAACUAGCAUAAUCGGUUAUUAUUCUAUUUAUUCCUUACUGUGAAAUCUCAUAAAAUGCCGCCUCACGAAAGCACAGAAGGAGCACAUGACACUACUGGGCCGACGGUGCCUCCAAAUAGCGCCGGAGACGAAGGGGCGACGACUACGACAAACUGGACCGCUUUACGGAAUCAUCUCACAGAGAAAAAGAUCGAUACUGCUUUGUGGUUCACUCGAGUCUUCACCAUAAUCAACUCUUUACUCUUCCUUCUUCCUCUAUUUAGUCCCCAGUUUAGUUAUAGCUGUUAUAAAAGAGCAUUAAUCAGCUCAGCUGCAACAUCUGCUCUGCGUCUGCAUCAAAGACUACCACGUUUCCAGUUCAGCAGGGAAUUUAUGGCUCAGCUUUUCUUGGAAGAUAGUUGCCAUUAUCUGAUCUUCAGUGUGAUGUUUAUCAACUCUUACCCAGUGACAAUGAUUCUAAUUCCUGUUGUCCUCUUUGCCAUCCUUCAUACUGUCUCAUUUACUAAGAAACUUCUUGAUAUUCUCGGAUCAGGGGGCAUGCUGGCAAUGUCGCUAGUGAGGUCUGCGCGUCAGGCCAUCUGCAAGGUUGAACUUUAUCAGCAGGGUCUAUUACGUUUCAUCGCAUGCACAGAGAUUAUGCUGAUGCCUGCUAUCAUCCUCAUGACCUUAAGUGGACAAGCUGGCAUCGUCAUCCCAUUUGUGUAUUACAGGUUUUUAAGCCUAAGAUAUUCUUCCAGAAGAAACCCAUAUUGCAGACUUCUGUUUGCUGAGCUGAGACAAGGAAUACAGGGCUUGGCCUACCACCAGCGCUGCCCUGUUUUUGUACGCUCCUUUGUUCUCAGUGCCAUCAAUUUCAUUUCCCGCCUUGCUCCGACAAUAGAACCUCCCACUGCCCAGUCUGGAUCUUCUUGAAGUGGACAAUAUCUUCUCACUUCCAUAUUUUUCUAAAGCUAUUGAAAAGGAACAAUAUAACAAAGAUGUUUAAAGCACCCAAUUUACAAUACUUGGAAUGGAUUUAUUGUUUAUGGAAUUAUUGUGAUGCAAUCACAGUUUGUUAUAUAUUCACUAAUAUGUCUUGCAAAAAGACAGAACUAUUAUGUUAUUAAAGCAUUUACAUGCUUUUUCUUUACGUUGUUUGUUAAUGUUCUAAAAAUAUGUCUAUAAAGUGUAUCAUCUGCUUGCCCUAAAGCAAGGCAGUAAAAUGAAAUGUGCACUUUAGCUGUAUGCUUUAAUGAAUGCUAUAAUCAGAAUAGCUUUGCCAAGAUAUUAACAUGUGUUUUGUUAAAUACCUCUGCAAGUUUAGGAAGAUAAAAGUUGUGUGCAAUUUAAAAUGGGCUACAUUUAUUAUACAAACCUGUUUUUAUCAUCUCAUCUCAUUUAUCUUAUGGAAAAUUUUACAUUAUUCAUGUAACAGGGAAACAGUUAUGCUUCUCCUUGUAUGUAUUACAUUGCAGGCUGUUACAAAUUAAAAUACUUAUGCAUCCA
Nematostella vectensis (starlet sea anemone) is the source of this 1607-nucleotide messenger RNA. RefSeq names its product transmembrane protein 33. Bases 177 to 1034 code for a protein of 285 amino acids. Gene Ontology annotation, biological process: membrane organization; endoplasmic reticulum tubular network organization. Lineage: Eukaryota; Metazoa; Cnidaria; Anthozoa; Actiniaria; Edwardsiidae. The transcript has 9 exons. The record is from RefSeq and is a predicted model, not a curated record. Gene Ontology annotation, cellular component: membrane; endoplasmic reticulum.